UGAAACGUGAUGGUUAUUAGUGCGUUACUCUAUAACUUGGGCGAGAUUAUUAUACAUUUCAAGAAAUCUAACCAUAAACUGAUCACUGCUUUUGAUACUUUCUCAAAGUUACACAACUAAGGCAAACCGUGACCAAACGGCUCGACGUCAUGGCCGGAUCACACGUCCUGAUUUUUUUCGUCAACGGACGGAAGAUUACAGUGAACAACCCUGACCCCGAGAUGACCUUGUUACAUUUCCUGCGGUACAAACUCCAUCUGACCGGCAGCAAGCUCGGCUGUGGGGAGGGAGGAUGUGGCGCGUGCACUGUCAUGUACUCACGCUAUGACUCCACAUUGGACAUCAUUAUACACUACGCCGUCAACGCCUGUCUGGCGCCCCUGUGCGCCCUGCACGGUAUCUCUGUCACCACCAUAGAAGGGAUUGGAAGCAUCAAGACUAAGCUUCACCCAGUACAGCGCAUGAUAGCAGAGAGCCACGGCUCACAGUGCGGCUUCUGUACCCCCGGGAUCAUCAUGUCCGUCUACGCCCUGCUCAGGAACAACCCCAAGCCCACAAAGAAGCAGUUGUACGACGCCCUGGACGGAAACUUGUGCCGGUGUACAGGAUACCGACCCAUCCUAGACGGUCUCUACCCGUUAACUAAGGAAUAUGCUGCUUGUCCAAUGGGAGAUAACUGCUGUAGGAAUGACGAUACAUCCAUUAGCAGCAGUUGUGGCACUUCAAACGAUGAUUGCAAUGGCUUUGGCUACAGUACUGGAUACAAUACAGAUGAAUAUUACGAUAAAAAUAAAAAACAAGAAUCACUGUAUGAUCCCACACAAGAACCAAUUUUUCCACCAGAGUUGAAGCUGAUGUCACCUAAACUAAUCGUGGAGUAUUUGAGAUUUGAAUCGGAUCGCUGCACAUGGCUGCGUCCUACAAAUCUGCAGCAGCUGCUAGAAAUUAAAAAAGAACAUCCUGAUUGCAUCCUUGUCACAGGCAACACAGAAAUAGGUAUAGAAAUAAAGUUCAAGCAGCGCAGAUGUGGUAUACUGGUCAGCCCUGCUUUUGUCAAAGAGUUGAGAGAGGUGACAAUUUUAGAGAAAGGCAUCAAGUUUGGUGCCUCUGUCACACUGACUGACUUGGAGAAACACCUGAGGAAAGUCGUGGAGACCCUGCCUGAAGAAAAAACUCGAGUGUUUGCUGGUUUUAUUGACAUGCUUGGAUACUUUGCUGGACGCCAGAUUAGGAAUGUUGCAAGUCUUGGAGGCAAUGUGAUUAAUGCCAGCCCCAUUUCAGAUUUGAACCCACUUCUGUUGGCCUGUAGGGCAGAGAUUGAAUUUGAUGCCUUAGAACAAGGAAGCCGGACGGUAAAGAUGGACACUGAUUUUUUCCGAGGUUAUAAAAAGACCAGGAUGAGGCCCCAUGAGAUUCUUGUGGCCAUUACACUGCCAUUUACAUCUGAGAACGAGUAUUUCUUUGGGUACAAGCAAGCCAGCAGAAGGGAAGACGACAUCUCCAUUGUGAAUGCUGGGAUGAGAGUGGACCUAGAUCACAAUGGGAAAAUAAUUAAAGACAUUCAGCUGGCAUUUGGUGGCAUGUCCGUCAAUACAGUCCUUGCUACAAAAACAAUGGAAGCGCUCAAAGGGAGAGUGUGGGAUGAGUCAGUGCUGGACACGGCAUGCUCUCAGGACAUGCUGCCUGCUGACCUGCCUCUUCCACCUGGUUCUCCAGGUGGGAUGGUGGCCUACAGAAGAGCCUUGACCUUGAGCUUCUUCUUCAAGUUUUACACCGCAGUCACCAAUAGGCUUCAACAGAAAGUGAUUAUGAAUCUAAUGAUGCCGGAGAAUGUCAGUGCAAGCGAACCCUUACACAGGGGGAUAAGCUAUGGCAGCCAGUUCUACGCUGUCAAACACCCAGACUCCAGUUUUGACACGGUGGGGAGACCACUGGUCCAUGUUGCUGCCCACAAACAGGUGACAGGGGAGGCUAUAUAUCUGGAUGACAUCCCCAUAGCCGAAGGUGAGCUGUUCCUGGGACUGGUGACCAGCAAGAAAGCUCAUGCACAUUUGCUGAAGGUUGACCUGACACCUGCCCUAUCCAUGCCAGGGGUAGUGGACGUGGUUGACUACCGCGAUGUUCCUCAAGAAAACAACUGGGAUGUCAAGGAGCAGGUCUUUGCCAAAGAUAAGGUAGUGCAUGAGGGCCAGAUUAUUGCUGCUGUGAUUGCCAAAUCCCAUGCUGAAGCCCAAAGGGCAGCCCACAGUGUAAUUGUUGAGUAUGAGGAUUUGGAGUCGGUGGUUACCAUCAAGCAAGCCAUAGACAAGAAUUUGAUCCACCCUACAACAUUCAAGCUAGAGACGGGUGAUGUGGAUGCAACUUUCUCUGCCUGUUCCCAUGUUGUUGAAGGAGACAUGCACGUAUCAGCGCAGGAACAUUUCUACCUGGAGCCUCAGGGGUGUGUGGUCUACCCGAAGGAUGUGGGGGAGAUUGAGGUGGUGGCCACCACACAAUCUCCCACACAGAUGCAGAAAUGUCUUAUCAAGGUCCUUGGCUUUUCAGCAAACCACAUCACAGUCAAAGUAAAAAGACUUGGUGGAGGUUUUGGUGGAAAAGAGACGAGAACAACAUCGGUUGUUUUACCUACAGCAGUUGCAGCUGUCAAAACCAACCUUCCAGUACGAUGUAUUUUAGAUCGAGAUGAAGACAUGUGUCUGACUGGUACUAGGCAUCCAGCAUACAUUAAAUAUAAGAUUGGCUUCAAUAACUCUGGGAAAAUUCUUGCACUGGAUGCUCAGCUGUAUCUUAACAUGGGGCACUCUGUUGAUCUGUCCACUGCUGUUUUAGAAACUGCUCUGCUUGCACUAGACAGCGCCUACAAGACACAGAACUUCAGGGCCAAGGGUUAUCUCUGCAUGACCAACCUAACAUCUUGUACAGCUUUCCGGGGUUUUGGGGCGCCGCAGGCUAUAAUCAUGGCAGAGAACUGGAUAAGUCAUGUAGCUGACACACUGGAGAUGCCAUCAGAGGAGGUGAGGGAGAAAAACUUUUACAAAAGUGGGGACUCUGUCCCCUGUGGUCAGGUUCUGAGUGGUUGCAAUUUAACAAGAUGUUGGCAGGAGUGUAUUAAAAACAGUGACUUUUACAACCGAAAAGAAAAAGUGGAGCAAUAUAAUAGGGAAAACCGGUGGAAAAAAAGAGGAAUAACCGUAACACCUCUGAAAUGUGGGCUUGCAUUUCUUCUUCAGUCAAUGAACCAGGGUGGAGCUCUGGUUCACAUCUACACUGAUGGGACAGUUCUUGUGGCCCAUGGUGGAAUUGAAAUGGGUCAAGGCUUGCACACAAAAAUGAUACAGGUAGUGAGCAAGGAACUGGACAUACCAGUGUCCUGCAUUCACAUAAACGAGACAUCCACAGCUACCAUACCUAACACAGGCCCAACAGCUGCCAGCAUGUCCUCUGAUCUCUAUGGAGCUGCUCUCAUUGAUGCAUGUAGACAGUUAAAAGAAAGAUUAGCCCCAUACAGGGCAGCUGAUCCUGAAAAGACAAUAAAGGAUUGGGCCCACAAUGCUCACCAAGACAGAGUGUGUUUAUCAGCUGUUGGAUAUUACAAACUUGAAGGCGUCUCUUUGGACUGGAACAAAAAGGUCAACAACCCUUUCAGUUAUUUCUGUUAUGGCGCCGCCUGUGCUGAGGUGGAGAUUGACUGUUUGACAGGUGACCACCAGGUGCUGAGGACUGACAUUAUCAUGGAUGUUGGUCAAAGUCUCAAUCCAGCCAUUGAUGUAGGUCAGAUUGAAGGGGCUUUCACACAGGGCUAUGGGCUGAUGAUGCUUGAGGAAUACAAGGUAUCACCAGCAGGUAUUCACCUGUCAAGAGGACCAGGUAACUACAAGAUCCCAUCCUUUGCCAACAUACCUCAAGUCAUGAACGUGUCACUGCUCAAAAACAGUAAAAAUCCAAGGGCAGUGUACUCAUCCAAAGGGAUUGGGGAGCCUCCACUUUGCCUGGCAACAUCAGUGCUGAUGGCCACAAAAGAAGCAAUCAAAGCUGCCAGAUUGGACUCAGGCCUUAAAGGCUAUUUUUGUUUGAACACACCAGCAACCCCAGAGAGGAUCAGGCUGGCUUGUCAGGAUAAGUUUGCUCAGAUGUUUACUGAGGAUGCUGAAAAGGAUGCAGAAAAACCCUGGACAGUUGUGUUAUAGACGUCUGAGAACUCUGGAGUUUUGAGUAUUGGCUUAGAGAUAUAGAACUGUUAAUAGUUUCUUGGACAGUUGUCUUGAACAUUGUAGUUUUAAAUACCAUUUUUAGACUUCCAGUAAAUAGAUAUUUAUUGUAUGUGAUAUUUUAGAAUCUCUGGUGUAUUUAUACUGGUGUAUUUAAUGACCUAAUGUUUAUAUUUUGUUUCGUACAUGUAAAAAAUUUCAAUAACUUAAAGCUGAUAUCUGCCCAAACGCUAAUUAAAUUAAUUACAGCUUGGGGGGUUAAAAUAGCAAGUAAAAAACUGUGCAUGUACAUUAAACAAUCUUUCAAAUUGUAUUUUAGACUUCUUUUGCACAUGCUAAACCUUCAUAAAGCUAUGUAAUUAAAAGAAAAAUAAAAUUAUAAUUUGUAAGGGUAAACAUCAAUUAAUCAAAACAAAUUUGUUUUUCAUUAGUGAUGUCUGUUAGAUAAAUUUUAUGCACAUUCAAUUUUUUUAUAACUUCCUGGAUGGAAUAUCUUAUUUAAGAAUACUGGGGAAGCAUUAUUCAAUUUCAAAGACAGUUUCUCCUUUCUUUUCACUGCAUUUACAAUAGUUAUUGUUUAAAAUGAUGUUGUAAAGUUACGGAAAAUGCUGAAAAUCCUGAUAAUAAACUGUUAUUUAUUUCCUUGUGAUAAUUAAGUGCAAUAAUAAUAAUCAAAAUAUAUCAGAGAGAGGUGAAAAUCUCAUUUGUAUUUCUCAUAUCAAAAUAUUUCUCAUGUUAAUAUUUUUAAUAUACCAAUAAUAUCUGGAAUUUAAUAUACAAUGUAAUUAAUUAUUUUAUACAAAAAUAAUGGAAUCUUAAAAUUACAUUUAUAUAUCUUAAUAGGUUAUCUUUCUGUAAAAGUGAAACUGUCUAAACUAUGCUAUUUUUUUUCUUUUUUAAACUGUGCCAGUGUAUGUUUUUCUAAACUAGUGUACCUUUCUAACCUUACUCAGCUUCUACAGUGUUUUGAAAUCUUCAAAUUUAUUUUUAAAUUUCAUUUUAAUAAUUUUCAUAUUUAUUACAAAAUUGCUGAAAAUUAAUUUCAUAAGUUGAAAACCAAUAAUUUUUGCAUUUUUAAUUUUACGUUUGCUUACCUUAUGCUGGGUUCUUAUUCUAGUCCUAUGCAAUACUGUAAUUUGUCUUCCAUGAAUUUUUUUUUCUCAUUUAUUACUGGACCACAAGACUAGAAUUAUUUUAAUGUUGUUGGUAAAAACAAAUUGGCUGUUUCCAAAAUAAAUAGCGCUUACAAAACUGAUAUCCAAGAUCAGAUGUUAUAAUUUUAUAUCUGGCUUACUUUUAUUGCUAAAAACUGGAGUUAUUUUAUUUUUGUAAUGUUUUAAGUGUGAAUUUUUUUUUUUAGAUCCUAUUUUACACCAAUGUAAAUUGUAUGCAUUUUGAGGCAAUUAUUUUAUGUUAUGUUCCCGUGUUGUUAACUUAUUUAGAAAAAAAAAUUUGCAAAUAGUUAAGAGGAACAAAUUUUGCAUCUAAUCAAAUUUCCAUAAUAGAUUUCAAAAACCUUUGGGAGGAAGAAAAAGUUUAGUACAGAUUCUUGAUCUACAUGUAUUUAAUUCACAGUCAAUAAAAUCAUAAAAGAUUUUGGUUCACAUUUCAUUAAAGAAAAGGUGGAUAUUUCUCCCAAAGAUACUGUUCAAUGUAUAUAUUUUCUAUAUAAAUUCCAUUUCGCUCGGGGGGAUGGGGUAGACUUUCUUCGAGAUCCCCGGAAGAGAUGCCUGGAAGAAACUGCUUAAACAUAUUAUCUCUUGAUGUUGGUACUCUUUUCAAUGACUAAUGUUAUGUUAUAUUUUUUUUUAAGUUCUUGUUACCUAAAAAUAGUUUUAUUAAUAUUAUUAUUAUUAAAACAAUAUAAGGUUGAAAAAUCACACGUAACUAUCAUUAUUAUAGGAUAAAUAUGUUAAUCAAAAGUAAGCACUUUUUAAAAAUAUGCUGUUAUAUCAGUACCCUUUAAACUUUUGGAUAUCAGUUUUUUAUUGUAAAAAUCUCUUUUUGACAUACAUAAAUGAAAGCUAUGAGUUAUUUUCUCUGUUUUGGAACAUGUUUUAUAUCGACUGCCUAAUUAAAACUGAAUAGAAUUAGAAGGUAAUGAAUGAACAUCUGUGAUCUGGUGUAAAUAAAAUCUAUUUAUGUUUUAGUGAUGACAAUUUUUAUUUUUGCAUGAAUAGUUUUAU
Physella acuta is the source of this 6394-nucleotide messenger RNA. RefSeq names its product xanthine dehydrogenase/oxidase. The record is from RefSeq and is a predicted model, not a curated record. Lineage: Eukaryota; Metazoa; Mollusca; Gastropoda; Physidae. Gene Ontology annotation, molecular function: iron ion binding; FAD binding; molybdopterin cofactor binding.